This is a messenger RNA of Halteromyces radiatus, 483 nucleotides long. RefSeq names its product vitamin B6 photo-protection and homoeostasis-domain-containing protein. NCBI's taxonomy places the organism in Eukaryota, Fungi, Mucoromycota, Mucoromycetes, Mucorales, Cunninghamellaceae. The record is from RefSeq and is a predicted model, not a curated record. The annotation marks the transcript as partial. The transcript has 2 exons.
AUCGGCAAGACAAAGGCAACAACUGCUUCCAAAACAUGUAUAGCUUCUCCGAUCACUUCACCACCUCUCACUUGGGAAUGGCUUCAUCCGAAUACUGGCAAGGCAGCAGGUGGAACUUAUGAGGAUCGUCGUCAAUCUGUGGGUGAUUCUUUUAUCGGUGGUGCCAAACAAAACUUGCGUGAACUUUUCUUACCUGUGGGUUAUCCUGAUGCUUUACAUAGUUGUUAUAAGAAAUUCCAUCUAUGGCUUGGUUUAGAAACUUAUGUUGGUUCUGCUGUUGGUGUAUUAUGUUCUCAAGCCAUGUUGGCUUCUUUGGGUUUAGGAACAGUAGAGGCAGCUGGUGGUGCUGUGGCUAUACAAUGGGUAUUGAAAGAUGGCAUUGGUGAAUUUGGCAAACUUUUCUUUAUCAAGCGAUAUGCAAGUUCUUUUGAUUCUCAUCCCAAGACUUGGAAAUUUAUAUGUGAACUCUUAUCAACCUUUGGC